UAGCGAGAGGGUUCGACAGCAGGAGAAAAGAAAAAGGAGACAAAGCAAGACAGAAAUAAAACAUGUGUUGUACAGGAAAGUGUGCCCGCCUGGUGGGUCUCAUCCUGCUGCCUUCAGCCUUCAUCUGCAUGAUCUCCAAUCUGCUGCUCUUCUUCCCCAACGGGGAAAAACUAGAAAAUGACCAGAUCUCCCUGCAGGUCUGGCUCAUGGGGGGGCUCAUCGGAGGAGGCCUGUUUAUGAUGUGCCCGAGCUGCUCCGCUAUCAGGGCCGGGGGCAAGGGUUGCUGUGGAGCAGGUUGCUGUGGCAACCGCUGCCGUAUGCUGAACUCGGUCUUCUGCUCCGCCUUCGGUCUGGUUGGAGGGAUUUACUGCACCAGCGUGGCCUCGGCUGGUAUGGCUUAUGGACCCAAGUGUCAGGUGGCCAAUGGCGGGUGGGAGCAGCCGUUUGAAAACACUGGCACGGGUAAUACCAGCUACCUCACUAACCAAACCUUGUGGUCGGUGUGCGUGUUCCCUGAAAACGCUGUGAUGUGGCACGUGGUUCUGUUCUCCAUCCUGCUGGCCAUGGGUAUUCUGCAGGUGGUUCUCUGUGGCAUCCAGGUUGUCAACGGUUGCUUGGGAUGCAUCUGCGGGGAUUGUCGGGACAGCAAAGACGAUGAUGGUGGACUGUGAAAGAGAAGAAGAUGAUCCUGCUGUAACCUGCCUUCACAACAGCGAGGACACAUUCCUCUAUUUGUUCAGUUUCUGGGAUAUGCAGCAUCUCUCUGAUGAAGCUUGUUGAGAUUUUCUAAUGUUUCUAUCUUUUUAAAUAUGUCAAAGUCUGACUCUAUUAUUUUGUGAAUUUUGUUCUUCCGCUUGUGUGCACUAGCUGACUUUCUUUAGUCAAAAAUAAAUACUGAAUUAGGUAAUUUCCAGACUGAGAACCUCACAUGGGACAUAUAUGGAUCAAACUGUAACUGUAAAUAAUUGUUUGUAUUUGCUCCACAGUUUUACAGUGUUUAUCAGGUGAAGAGGACAACAUAAUAAAAAGCUACAAUUGAAUAAAAAGAA
This is a messenger RNA of Stegastes partitus (bicolor damselfish), 1049 nucleotides long. It is a transcript of the gene tm4sf5, whose product is annotated as transmembrane 4 L six family member 5. NCBI's taxonomy places the organism in Eukaryota, Metazoa, Chordata, Actinopteri, Pomacentridae. The transcript is spliced from 5 exons. The coding region runs from base 63 to 671 and encodes 202 amino acids. Gene Ontology annotation, cellular component: membrane. The record is from RefSeq and is a predicted model, not a curated record.